This is a messenger RNA of Podarcis muralis (Common wall lizard), 4120 nucleotides long. RefSeq names its product katanin catalytic subunit A1 like 1 (gene KATNAL1). Gene Ontology annotation, cellular component: microtubule cytoskeleton; microtubule. NCBI's taxonomy places the organism in Eukaryota, Metazoa, Chordata, Lepidosauria, Squamata, Lacertidae. Gene Ontology annotation, molecular function: ATP binding; microtubule binding; ATP hydrolysis activity. Gene Ontology annotation, biological process: microtubule severing. The record is from RefSeq and is a predicted model, not a curated record.
CCGCGCGUUCUCACCGGGUCGUCAGCCCAGAGUCAGGAGGAUGCGAAGCCAGCCCCCUCGCCGCCAGCCGCGAGUCGCAGUGUUUCGUAGUUAGGCGUCCCUCCGCAGAGCUGUGCCCUUUCAGAGUUCUUCUGCAGUUGCAGUGAUGCGGGUUCUCACCUGGAUGUGAUGCUUUGCAUGUUUGAAACUGCCACCAUCAGUUGAAUGCCACAGGUAGAACACUUGGAGUCUUUCAAACACAGUUUCUCGAAGAAAAUGAAUUUGGCCGAGAUCUGUGAUAAUGCUAAAAAAGGAAGGGAAUAUGCACUUCUCGGAAACUAUGACUCCUCCAUGGUUUAUUACCAGGGUGUCAUCCAGCAAAUUCAAAGACACUGUCAAUCCAUCAGAGACCCAGCACUGAAGGGCAAAUGGCAACAGGUUCGGCAAGAACUGUUGGAAGAAUAUGAACAAGUAAAGAGUAUUGUCAACACUUUAGAGAGUUUUAAAAUAGACAAACCUACAGAUAUUCCUAUAUCUUAUCAAGAUGACAAUUUUAGGGAUCCAACUGUUUGGCCACCUCCUGUUCCAGCUGAGCACAGAGCCCCACCUCAAAUAAAACGACCCAAUCGAGAAGUGAAACCUUUGAGGAGAGAAUCGCCAGGAUUGCAGCGUGGACCUGUGGGCAGAGCUCAACCAAUCUCAAAAAAUGAAAAACCUGCCAGCAGCCGAGAAAGGGAAUCUAGAGCAAAGGGAAAAGAUGAAAAGGGAAAGAAGAUCCCCCAGGAUGGUGCCGGUGAUGGUGAAAUUCAGAAGUUUGAUGGAGCAGGAUAUGACAAAGAUCUGGUUGAAGCUCUCGAAAGAGACAUCGUGUCAAGGAAUCUAAGUAUUCAUUGGGAUGAUAUAGCAGACUUGGAAGAAGCCAAAAAAUUAUUAAGGGAAGCAGUUGUUCUUCCAAUGUGGAUGCCGGAUUUUUUCAAGGGGAUCAGGCGACCUUGGAAGGGAGUGUUGAUGGUUGGCCCUCCCGGGACUGGUAAAACUAUGCUAGCGAAGGCUGUUGCUACAGAAUGUGGAACGACUUUCUUCAACGUUUCUUCUUCCACUCUGACAUCAAAGUAUCGAGGCGAGUCUGAAAAGUUAGUUCGCUUGUUGUUUGAAAUGGCCCGAUUUUAUGCACCCACAACCAUUUUCAUUGAUGAAAUAGACUCCAUUUGUAGCCGCAGAGGUACCUCUGAUGAACAUGAGGCAAGCCGUCGGGUCAAAUCUGAGUUGCUUGUUCAGAUGGAUGGAGUAGGCGGGGCUCUGGAAAACGACGACCCUUCGAGAAUGGUGCUGGUGCUGGCUGCUACAAAUUUUCCCUGGGACAUUGACGAAGCUUUGAGAAGGAGGCUGGAGAAAAGGAUCUAUAUACCAUUGCCAACAGCAAAAGGCCGAGCAGAGCUGCUUAAGAUUAAUCUUCGGGAAGUAGAACUGGAUCCUGACAUCAGCCUGGAAGAAAUUGCUGAGAAGAUCGAAGGCUACUCUGGUGCUGACAUCACUAAUGUUUGCAGGGAUGCUUCUUUGAUGGCAAUGAGGCGGCGCAUUAAUGGCUUAUCCCCAGAAGAGAUCCGUGCGUUAUCUAAAGAAGAGCUUCAGAUGCCUGUUACCAAGGGAGACUUUGACCUGGCUCUGAAGAAAAUCUCCAAGUCUGUUUCAGCGGCAGACCUGGAGAAAUAUGAGAAGUGGAUGUCAGAAUUUGGAUCUGCUUAACAGACAUCAUCUCACAAAGGAUUUUAGCUUUUCAGUUAUAAAAUAUUACAAAGACUUAGAAAUCUUUUAAGGCUUGAGUUUUUCCUACGGACAAGGACCCUUUUAAACUUUUUUUGCACUUUAAAGGGAACAAAAUAAAAUGUUACACAAUGAAAUCAUGGUAUUUCAUGGAUGAAUACUAAAAGCUGUAAAUGUAGCAAGGGAAUCCUAUGUGUUUUUGGUUGUCUGCACUUUUUUUUAACACUAGGUCCCAGUGUCCCGAUUUUCACGUUGUAGUCUUUCCUGGCUUUUAUCUGCCAAUCAGAUAUAGGACUCUGCAGGAAAAAGUUGACAAAACUUACUGUUCUGUACUCUUGUUGUUGGGUCAUAUUGUCUGUCUAGUUAGAACCUGAUUCCUUGAACGUAGGACUGGCAUUUUUAUUCUAUGCCUCUCCCCCUCUGUUUAGAGAGCUCAUCAGUAUGAUCUAAGUUGAAAAUACCGAGAUCUCUUUACACUGCAGUCACGUUGUCAUGGCUACAGUCGUAUUUGCUAGAACACUAAUAAUCAUAUAAAAUGUGAAAGGGAGGUGCAUACCUCCAAAAUAUACAGUGUGGCCAGUUACAGCUCUUUGCCAUCUUUUGCUCCCAGCUCUGAAGAAAUGCACAUGUACUUUUCUCUCCUCUUGUGUUCGCUGCAGCCGGCACCAGGGGAAGUGCAGUGAAUGCAAUCGCUGCUUAAAGCGUGGAGCAGCCCGUCAUAGAAAUCAUGUUGUAUCACAACCUUGAUGUUUGAAAUCUCAGGGCCAAUAUUGCUCUUGUUUCAGUUUUACACUUGUGUCAAUCUAUGGAUUUUGCUGGAUCUACUGCUGUCUUUGAUUUCUCAUUGUAUACCACUGUAAGCAAAAGUUUCUUGAUAUACUUUGGCCUGGUAAGGGCAGAUAAAUUCCAGAUGUUAUAGUGGCUUAACUCUCCAGAGUAGGUCAUGUUAAAUGAGUGUACAUCUUGCACUUCUUCAUGCUUUAGACCAGCCUUUUUCUAAUUGGCUUUGUUAGUGCCAUUUGCACCUUUGCAGUAUAAGAUACCAAGGUGGAACACUUGUGGAAACUAAACUUGAAGAUAUAGAGCCGUCAUCCUUGAUACCCAGGAAUAAUCUCUCCUCCUCCCCCACCCCACCCUUAUUUCUGGUGCUUUCUAGCAUUUACACUUACUUUUGCAUAUUUCAGCUGUUUUUUCAGAUAUGACAAAUUGGUUCUCAUCUCUGCAUAAUAUUACCAAGGGUCCACGGACAUGAAAAGAGGCACACAACAGUGGCUUGUUCUUUGGGACCCUUCAAAAAUAAUGUAUAGCUCACUUCUUGAACUUGUUUUGGGUGUAAGUGUGUGGAACUCGUUAUCAAAAGUUAUGUAUUUGGAGAUGAAUGUUUAUGAUCAGAACUGCAAUUGAAUCUGGCUGUAGCAGAGUUACAUGAAUCACCUAAACCUAAGGCAAGGUUUCCAGUUUAGAAAACAAAACAAAACAAAACAGGAAUGUCAUGUAAAUCGGUCUUAGACAUCUUGAAAUGAUCAAUAGGCAUUUCCAAGCCACCUGUUCAUUUGGCAACUCAUCCAAAAUAAUUUGCAUUUCUGCUGUGCUUGGAAAUUUCCCUCCAUUCCUUAUCCCCGUACAUCUCCUAAAUUUGCUCUAGAUUAAGGUAGGGGAAAAAACCCAGAACAGAUUUAGGGGUCACACAGAGAAGUUCUAUGGUGUAGAUAAGAGUUCUUGCACUGGCAGAACUGUUCAGUUGGAUAUUGCUCUCUGACACCAGUGAGUCACCUGGGAGUAGAGCUACUCCCUGUAUAGAUCUCUACUGGUCUUGCCACCACCAGCCAUGUUAGACCAAGGACAAGUAUGUUCUAUGCUGUGUGGGUGGCACAGUAAAAAAGAAAGAAUGGUCAAGACAUUGUAUUACCUGGUGUCUUUUCCUGGAGGUGUCUUUCCCCCAGUUCAGUACUGCAGUGCUUUAAAUCAGCUAUCAGAAAAACUUCUGUCUAGGCCCGGCCUUAGUUUAGUUUCCACCUAGAUCUCCAAGUUACUGACACAACAUCUCAGGGAGCUUUUCCUUAUAAGGGCUCCCUGCGUUGUUACUUAUUCGUUGUAAUAGCCACCUCGUCAGCAUAGCACUUGCUAGACAUGUCCAGAACUACAGAUGUGACUUGGUUCCAUAAGAGAAGCAAGAGUGUUUACGUAGCAGAGUCCCAUCAUACCAUAUGCAGCCAGCUAUAAAGGUUGUGUUGUGUUUCUUUACUUUGUUUUAACAUAGAAGAUGAUGUAUUGGGUCAAGACUGUGAAUGAUGCACUGUGUUCAUCUCCAACAAAAGGCAGCUCUACUUUGGGGAAAAUAAUAAUAAAUGUCCUAAUGGUGACUCGCUUUUUUCUU